Moesziomyces antarcticus is the source of this 1794-nucleotide messenger RNA. RefSeq names its product got1-domain-containing protein. Gene Ontology annotation, cellular component: endoplasmic reticulum; Golgi cis cisterna; Golgi membrane. Gene Ontology annotation, biological process: retrograde transport, endosome to Golgi; DNA-templated transcription initiation; endoplasmic reticulum to Golgi vesicle-mediated transport. Lineage: Eukaryota; Fungi; Basidiomycota; Ustilaginomycetes; Ustilaginales; Ustilaginaceae. The transcript has 4 exons. The coding region runs from base 1 to 1794 and encodes 597 amino acids. Gene Ontology annotation, molecular function: protein heterodimerization activity. The record is from RefSeq and is a predicted model, not a curated record.
AUGUGGCUCACAGAUCAGCAGAAGAUCGGUGCGGGCCUCGUGUCGUUUGGGACGUUCUUCAUCUUUGUGGGCAUCCUGCUCUUCUUCGAUGCCGCACUCUUGGCGCUCGGCAAUGUGCUCUUCACGGCGGGCAUUGCGCUGCUCAUCGGACCGCAAAAGACGUUCUACUUUUUCGCGCGCAAGCAAAAGAUCCGCGGCACCAUCUGCUUCUUCGCCGGCAUGUUCUUGGUCUUCUGCAAGUGGGCGGUGAUCGGCAUGCUGGUAGAGGCAUUCGGAUUCCUCAAUCUCUUCGGCGACUUCUUCCCCGUCAUCCUCAACUUCCUAAGGCAGCUUCCCGUGAUUGGCAACGUGCUCUCGCUUCCAGGCGUCGCAAAUACGGCGCGAUCUCACAUUGCCAAACCGGGCGAAAUUCUUAGACGCGUCGUUGUAGCGUCAUCAUCAUCAUUGCCCGGCAUCGACGCAUUGCACAGCGCCGAUCUUCUGGAUCCAAGUGCACUCGCAACCAUGGCGUCGUCACCACCAGCGAGCAGCCCAAAUGCUCCCCAGACUCCCACCAACGAUGCACAAUCAUCACACACAGCAGGCGCAACACGCGAGCGCUCCAACUCGUCGGUACCGCUGGCGAAACGCUUCAAGCUCGACCACGCCGAAGCUUCAGCAAUAUCGAGCGUCAAUGCUCCCAUCAAUGGCGCCAAGCCAGCCACCACGGCAGCAGCGGCGGCGCCCGAGCAGAGAGACAACUUUGACAGCUUGGUCGACGUCAUGGGUGCAUCGGGUGUGGAUCUGCAGGCAGAGGAGGAGGCGAUUCAGCGACGCGAGCAGCUCAUGCAGCAAUCCCGAACCGCACAACACAGGGGCGCACAGCCCGACGACGACGAAGUUUUCCUCCAGAUCUACCCGCUCGCCUACAAGGUGCACACGCUCGCACAGCAGCACGGCCUCAGCGUGGACGCGGCCGUGCUCAACUACCUCUCGCUCGCAGCACGCACCAGGCUCAAAAACAUGCUCGAGGCUAUGAUCGCCUCGUCGCGCCACCGCAGCUGGUCGUCGCACCACCAUGAGCCUCCGCUCUACGCAUCCACUUCGCAGCCAAUGUACGACGAACACAUCCUCACCGAUCCGGUCAAGCAGCUCGCCGCGCUCGAAAAGGCCGAACGAGGCGACGAAGCCAAAAGGCGGCGCGAACGACUCGCUCGAGACGAAGAGUCGUCCGCAGCCGCAGCCGGUCUCGACGCCGACAUGGACCUGGACGACGGCACCACCAAGGCGGACGGCAGGAAGCGGCCCAAGAAGAUGGGCCCCGGUGUGGCGGCGCGAAACAUGUCGGAGGACGUGCGCAAACGUCUGGCGGACAGCACCGCCAUGCGCAACCUCGGCGGCGGCUCGUCCAAAUACUCGUGGCUCUCCGGCGGUUCCUCCUUCCCCGGCAGCUUCAGCCCGCUCGGUGCCAAAAAGUCAAAGCCAGAAGCCGACGAUGCAAAGUCGGCGAGCCGUCUGCCCAAGCCCAAGUUUGCGCCUCAACCAGCCGUGUCCAACUGGAGUGGUGGCGCCAGCGAUGCCGGUGCAGCACCAUCAUCCAACGCCUCCACGGGCGCUUGGGGCGACGUCACCGCUCGCCAAGCUGCAAAGGACGAGGAGGAACGCCAGGCUCGUCUCAAAGUCACGCUGCGCGACGCGCUGUUUGCGCUCGAGUACGAACGAAGGGCAGGCGCAGGUCACGGCAGUGGAGACGCGCUCCUCUAUCGCAUACGUGCUGGCGAUGACCACUUUCUCAAGUCCAAGCAGGCGCACUAG